This is a messenger RNA of Alosa alosa (allis shad), 7274 nucleotides long. It is a transcript of the gene trpm6, whose product is annotated as transient receptor potential cation channel, subfamily M, member 6. Lineage: Eukaryota; Metazoa; Chordata; Actinopteri; Clupeiformes; Clupeidae. Bases 161 to 5824 code for a protein of 1887 amino acids. Gene Ontology annotation, cellular component: apical plasma membrane. The record is from RefSeq and is a predicted model, not a curated record. Gene Ontology annotation, molecular function: protein serine/threonine kinase activity; monoatomic cation channel activity; ATP binding. The transcript is spliced from 39 exons. Gene Ontology annotation, biological process: monoatomic cation transmembrane transport; protein tetramerization; protein phosphorylation.
AAGUGAUCAAGCACUGAGCUGAUAGACGCGCAGUGCACUCUACCAGAUGCACUAACACAGCGCGGUCCGACAAGCUGUAUGCUCUCCGAGCUUUCCUACCUGAUCAAGCAGUGGAAACAGACACUCAUAUCACUUCCUCCCUCCCAAUGAGUAAACAGUGAUGCCGGCUAGUAAGACUUGGAUUGCGGGAACCUUCUUCAAGAGAGAAUGUGUGAAAUUCCUUCCAGCAUCCCGGGACACCCACAGAUGUUCUUCAGUUUGUCAGGUGUGCCAAAAUCUAAUCAGGUGCUGUUGUGGGAGGCUUAUAGGGGAUCACCUGGCAUUCACACCCAGGACCCUGAGCCUCACCCAGACAGAGCUCACCCAAGAUGCUGGGGAGUGGUCUGUGGAGCUCCACACCAAAACCAGUCCAACAGACGCCUUUGGCACGAUAGACUUCCAGGAUAGCGCAAAGAGGUCUUGUCGGGCCAAAUAUGUGAGGCUAUCAUGUGACACCAGAACGGAGCAACUUGUCCACCUGAUGCUGCGUGAGUGGCAGAUGGAGAUGCCCAAGCUGGUGAUCUCUGUCCAUGGCGGGGCCGAGAACUUCGCUCUGCCCCUCAAGGUGUCACAGGCUUUCUGCAAGGGGCUCAUCCAGGCAGCGGAGAGCACAGGGGCUUGGAUAUUCACAGAUGGCAUCAACACAGGUGUGUCCAGGUACGUUGGGGAAGCCAUGAAAGAGUAUGGCACCCAUGACCUGUGCAAGAGGAACACUUUGGGAAUCACACCUUGGGGAGCCAUUGAGAACCACACUGACCUCAUAGGGAAAGAUGUGCUUAGGCCCUAUCAGACUGUGGGGAACCCACUGAGCAAGCGGGCCUGUUUAAACGGCUUCCACUCCCACUUCCUGCUCGUGGACGAUGGCACUCUGGGAAAAAAUGGCGGACAACUGGAUCUGAGGAAGAGACUCGAGCAUCACAUCCGCUCGCAGAAGAUUCACCCAAGACUGUCCCAGGGUGUUCCUGUGGUGUGUGUGGUGGUAGAGGGUGGUCCGGGCAUCCUGUCUCUGGUGCUGGAGUAUGUGAAAAGUUCUCCCCCAGUGCCCGUCGUUGUGUUUGAGGGCACUGGGAGGGCAGCCGACCUGCUGGCAUUCGUGCACAAACAGACCGCUGAAGACAGACAGAUGGAUAGGGACAUUAAAGACGACCUCCUCCUGAGGAUCCAGGACAUGUUCAGCAUGGACAAGAGGGAGGCCAGUGAACUCUACAGUCUCCUCAUGGACUGCAUGGACCACAGGGAGGCUGUCACAGUUUUUGACUGUGACUCUGAGGAUCAGCCUGAUGCAGAUGUGGCCAUUUUGACAGCCUCACUAAAAGGCAUGAAUGCCACAUCCCUAGAGCAGCUGAGCAUCGCUCUGGCCUGGGACAGAGCAGACGUGGCCAAAAAACACAUCCUGGUGUACGGACAGCACUGGCAGGUAGGCUCUCUGGAGCAGGCCAUGCUGGAUGCUCUGGUCAUGGACCGUGUGGGUUUUGUGAAGUUGCUAAUUGAGAAUGGCAUGACGAUGACCCGCUUUCUGACUGUUUCCCGUCUGGAGGAACUUUACAAUACGCACCAGGGUCCAACAGAUACUUUUCUUCACCACUUAAUUGAGGAUGUCAAAAAGGCUCACCUCCCAGCUGGGUACAGGAUCUCCUUGAUAGAUGUGGGCCUGCUGAUUGAGUAUCUGAUUGGUGGAGCCUACCGCAGCUCUUACACGCGCAAGAACUUCCGAGCCGUCUACAGUCGUCUGUGCACUCAGGAGAAAAGGGACACUCCGUCUGAGCUGAAGGUGGGUCCGAGCACCGAGCUGAGUGAGCCUGCUCUCUACGUUUACAACUUCAAUGACCUGUUUGUGUGGGCAGUGCUGAAACGUCGCCAGCAGAUGGCGCUCUUCCUGUGGCAGCACGGGGAGGAGGCCAUGGCCAGGGCCGUAGUGGCCUGCAAACUCUACCGCGCCAUGGCCACUGAGGCCAAGGAGAGCAACAUGGCCGACAGCCUCGCGGAUCAGCUGAAGAAUUACUCACUAGAGUUUGGGCAGCUGGCCGUGGGCUUGCUGGACAAGGCCUUCCGGGAGAAUGAGCGCAUGGCUAUGAAGCUGCUAACAUCCGAGAUGAAGGACUGGAGCCACUUUACCUGCCUACAGAUGGCCGUGUCGUCCGGCCUGAGGUCCUUCGUGGCCCACUCUUGCACCCAGAUGCUGCUGACUGACCUGUGGGUGGGCCGACUCAACAUGAGGAAGAACUCCUGGUUUAAGAUCAUCCUGUGCAUCCUGGUACCAGUGUCCAUUCAGCUGUUAGAGUUUAAGAGCCAGGCGGAGAUGUCACAUGUUCCUCAAUCCCAGGAAGCAAUGCACUUUGGAUUAGACAAUCGCGGCCUUGACGCAAACGAAUCACAAGGAACAGCAAAGGCAGGGUACGAUGCCGAGAAAGCGUCAGAACGACAGGAAUGCUCCUCAGAUCUCUUCUCACAGUGGAUUCAGUGGCUACAGAAGUUGUAUGACUUCUACAAUGCUCCUGUGGUCAAAUUCUGGUUCCACACCAUGUCCUACUUGGCUUUCCUCAUGCUGUUCUCCUACACGGUCCUGGUGAGGAUGGAGGAUCAUCCGAGUCCUCAGGAAUGGCUGGUCAUUGCUUACAUCAUGUCAACAGCAGUGGAGAAGGCCAGAGAGGUGUUGAUGUCAGAGCCUAGAAAAUUAAGCAAGAAACUGAAGGUGUGGUUCAGCGAGUACUGGAACGUCUCCGACUUUGUCGCCAUCUCCCUCUUCCUGGCGGGGUUGGCGCUGCGGUGCGACCCAUCGUGGCUGGCGACUGGGCAUAUCGUCUACUGCCUGGAUGUAAUCUUCUGGUUUGUCCGGGUCCUGGACCUGCUGGCUGUCAAUCAGCAUGCUGGUCCUUACCUCACUAUGAUCACAAAGAUGACCAGCAACAUGUUUUUCAUUGUGAUCAUGAUGGCCAUCGUUCUUUUGAGUUUUGGCGUUUCCCGGAAGGCCAUCCUCUCUCCUAACGAGGAUCCAUCCUGGACUCUGGCUAAAGACGUGGUCUUCCAACCCUAUUGGAUGAUCUUCGGAGAGGUUUACGCCGGUGAAAUUGAUUCCUGUGCAGAUAAAAAUGCCACUUGUGUUCCCGGUGCCUUCAUUACUCCAUUCCUCCAGGCUGUGUACCUCUUCUUCCAGUACAUCAUCAUGGUCAACAUCCUCAUAGCUUUCUUCAAUAAUGUGUACUUUGACAUGAAGUCCAUCUCCAACCAGCUGUGGCAGUAUAACCGCUACCGUUACAUCAUGACCUAUCAGGAAAAGCCAUGGCUGCCGCCACCCCUCAUCCUGCUCAGUCACAUGACCCUGUACGUGAGGAGAGUCUGCAGAAAGAGCCUGGGAACCUCGGAGCAAGAGCAAGACUCUGGGCUGAAGCUGUUUUUGGCCAGUGACGACUUGAAGAAAUUGCAUGAAUUUGAAGGGAGAUGUGUGACAGGAUAUUUCUUUGAGAAAAAUGAAAACCUGCACUCUAGCCAAAACAACAGGAUCUGUUACACAGCAGCAAAGACAGGAGAAAUGACCAUAUCGCUGGGUGAGGUGGCUGAGAAAGUCCACUUCAUUCAGGACAGCCUGCAAACACUGGACACCCACCUCGGUCAUCUCCAAGACACAUCUGCCAUGGCGGUGGACACCCUUAGCCUGCUCGCUGCUUCCGAUGACUACCAGCAGAGGGCAGCAUUAUACGGCCUGCACAGACCAAUCAGCAGCUCCCAUCUGGAAGUCCUUCACAGCUUGUGCCUACCGAGAGGUGGCAGCGUACCCCCCAGCCAUUACGUCUUGGUCCAGAGACCCUACAGCAGCCAUCCGCCAUCCCUUCUGGGUAGCCUGGGCAUGGGACAGCAGUCUCUACCACUGGGGUGGCAGGACCAGAGGAGCAGCGAGGACAGUGAGAAGGACUCUGGCGAAAAGCAGUGGAAAUCCAAGCCCCGUCCUGUGCACCCGAGGUCACUCAACGACGUCCUCUCCACAGGGUGCUGCCGGCUCUCUCAUGAUUCCCUGCCUCAUCUAGUCGGGUGGAGGGACCGGACUCCCCUUGGGUCGUGCGGGCCGUCCCGCACCAGCAUCCCGCUGGUGCCCUGGAGCUCCGAGACUGCCGACCAGCACCAGCAACCCAGAGCCUGGCACCAUGACUUCCACCUCCCUCCCAGCCAGGAGGAGUCUGCCGAUGAGAUCGAGGAAGAGGACGAAGAGGAAGAGCUGAGGAACUCCGCUGAAAUGAGCUUGUCCAGAACGUCCAGCCAUGCGGUGCUGCUUGCAGACUCUCCAGCGGACAGAGGCGGGCACAUGGGCCUGGUGAACCUGGGCUUUAGUGGAGACCAUAAGCUCCCACUGACUCAGUCGGGGAAGUUCCAGCGGUGGCAGUUCUUCCAGCACAGCCGCUCCCUUUCAGCAAGUGUGGAGAACAUGGCCUUCCUGGGAGCUCCGCCAGCCUCUCUCCCACCCACGGCACUGGCUGGUUACAGCCGUAGUGUGGAGCAUGUGAGCCAUACAGGACAGGAUACACCUCCAUCUGGAUUAACUCAGAACAGAGAAUUGUCCAAGUCUGCUGACCUUACUGAAUCCCUGGAGGGUCAGAAAAGAGUCUGUCGAAGGAAGACGGUGAAAAUCCAGGACGAGAACACAGAAAAUGUACAAAAUGUCAGAGAGUUAUAUUCGCACACUUCAGAGUGCUACAAAAGAGGCAGAUGCCAUGGGAGAUUCCCUGCUCUACGGAAGUGUUCAACCUCUGCCAGCCUUUCACAACUGAAUUUUGACCAUGUUGACUCAUUGCAGAGGUUUGCUCAAUCUUUUCAGGACACAAGGAGCCCGAGUCAGUCUUUGUGGAGCAGCUGGGCGAGGUCAAAUAGCCGAAGGUCCUCGAUUCAAAGUGGGGCUAUAUCUGAGGUGAGAGGCGCCACCUUCCAGUCCACAGAAGACCUUCACCCUCAUUACUCAGCAAUGGAGCGCAAUAACUUGAUGAGGCUGGCUCACACCAUUCCCUUCACACCAGUAUCUUUGAUGGCCGGUGAGGAGGUGUCUGUCUACACCUUGGAGGAGACGCAGUCAGACGGAGGAGGCACCGGGAGCAGGGCCCUCAGCAUGUCCUCAUGGUCUCCUCGAGGGCGCUCUGCCAUCCUCCAGUCUCUCUCCCAUGAGGGGGUGCUGGACGGGGGCCUGCGGCAAGCCUGGCGAGUGAUCUGCACCUGGGCUGAGGAGGGCGUCCUGAAGCCAGGCGUUGUUUACGUGGUGAAGGCUUUCCAUCCAGAGGUGGUCCGAAUGUGGCAGAGGGCCUUCCACAGCGAUACCUCUCUCCAUCUUUGUUUACGGGAAAUCCAACAGCAGAGAGCUGCCCAGAAGCUCAUGUAUAUUUUCAACCAGUUGAAGCCUCAGAGCAUGCGAUACUCUCCCAGGUUUCUGGAUGUGUCCCUUGUGCACUGGCACGCUGAUGACCAGUGGCUGACCAUUGAGAGAAACAUGGCCGGAGAUUUCCGGAAGUACAACAACAACACUGGGGAGGAGAUCGCGUCCUGCUGUAGUCUGGAGGACACAGUGCUGGCCUUCUCUCACUGGACGUAUGAGUACUCCUGCCAUGAGCUGCUGGUCCUGGACCUGCAAGGUGUGGGGCUGGAGCUCACUGACCCAUCAGUCAUUCGAGCCGAUGAUGACCAAAGUUCAGCGCAUCUGGUGAUAUGGUGUUUGGGCCGGCUAAUUUGGGAAGUGAUGCCAUUCAGAGCUUCAUCCGCAAACACAACUGCAACUCCUCUUGUGAAAAACUUGGGCUUUCAGACUUGAGGAGGAGAUCCAGCCAGGGGAGCACCACGGAGGCUUCUGAGGAGGAGAACGACACCAUCGUGACUCGCGUGUGACCUCCGUAUCAGCAGACAAAAAACUCUUUUGAGCGCCCGGGGGUCCGGGAUACCUUGUGGACAAGGCUGACCUGCUGGAGUCUGAGUCUUGAGGUAGUCUGACACGCGGACAUGUGAGACUUUCCUAAAUAGAUUUAUUUAUGGGUUUUUCUUGCCUUCAUUGAUAGGACAGUGGAAAGUAGACAGCAAAUGAAUGGGAGAGAGAUGGGGAGUGGGAUUGAGAAAUUAACUCAGGCCAGACUUGAACCUGGGUCUUCGUGGGCACUGAACCCGUAUGUGGUAAGAGAUGUUGCUGCUUGCACUAUUACAUUUUGAUAUGCUUCACGUUUCAAUCUAAGAAAAGUCACUGAUCCCACAAACAGAGAAGCACUUGUUGUGUCUGAUGUCAACAACAUCAUGGUGCACUACUACUUCUGACAUCUGUAGCUUUUGGUGUGCUGUCGCACGCUAUGCUAUGUUGUAUAAUGGCAUAGCACUGAACACAACCUGUCUAUGCAUUCUCAAAUACAGAGGAUUUCAAAACAUGUUGCGGAGAAACAAUACUACCUUGAGUAAACAACAAAUGACACAUCAUUUAUAGGGAUGAUUUUGAGGCACAUAAUUGUCCCAUGGAGACAGCAUAACACUUUUUCAGUUCUCACUUUGGACAAACUGUAGCGGCAGUCACUAAUGGAAAUAUGACAUUGUAUAUUCAAUAUGACUAUGCACUGUAUAUGCUAGGAUAUAAUAUCAGCUGAAAUAUUUGAAAUAUCUGAGUAUCAGUAUAGUUUUAAAGAUAGGUUAGUGUUCUUAAACUGAGUUUUUUAAAGUGUUCAACGCAUUCUUUUUUGUUUUUUUUUUGUUUUAUAACAUCUCCAAAUGUUUGUCUACAAAUUUGCUAGGCCUUUCUCAACUUUAGUGUAUGUAUUACAGUGUACAACAUUAUGUGAUACAAUAUAAAUACACAAUCUCUACAUAUAGUUAUUUUAAUUCUAAAUUUAAUGCAAACUUUAAACAUAAAGCUCUGUAAUUAUAGUACAUACUCAUGGAAAAAAAUAUAUACACUGAAACUGCAUACUCAAAUGUCUACCACACUCAAGUUACAGACUCAACCACUAGAGGUCCUCUUGUACUAAAAUAUUGUCAGAACAUCUUUAUAACACGUGGAGUGAUGCGGACAUGUCUAUUAUUACCACCUUAACCAGAUCUCAAGUGCAGUACUUAUGAUACUGUAUGCAAAUAAUUGUUAACUAUUAACUUUAAAUAUUUGUGUUCACUUCAUGAUCUUGAUGUGUGAUGUCACUGAAGUAUUGGAUUUGGUAAUGUUUCAAUAAUGUUAUUAUGUAUGAAACGGUGUUAGUUCAUGCGAGUAAAAUCCACUGUGAUGUUUGUGAAAA